AUGAUCAAAAUGAUCUUGAUGUGUAUUGGUUUGUGUGGUUCAGGAGUUUAGAAAUGCCUCCUAGAAGGUCAGUUAGAGUGGGUCGAGGUCGAGGUCGAGGUCGAGGCCAAGGCCAAGGCCGAGAUGAUGGAGGGAUCAAUGAACCACCUCAAGCACCACAGGGAUGGGAAGAGCGCAUUGCCGCACUGGAAGGAAUCAUUCAUAGGCAGGAUGAAGAACUUCGUCAGCUGAGACGUCAACCGGAGCCGCCAGUCCAAAUAAGGCAAGAUGCAGAAAAUAGAGACCCACCAGCUGCAGUGGUAUAUCCUGCUACAGAGGCUAGACAUGAGUUGUUAGCAGAGAGAUUUCGAAAACAACACCCACCUGAGUUUGAGGGAGGCAUAGACCCGGUAGUGGCUGAGGAGUGGAUAAGUCGCAUAGAAAGCAUUUUGCAGAUGCUAAGGGUGGAUGGGAAUGACCGAGUGAAGUGUGCAUCUUACAUGCUGAGGAAAGAUGCUCGUAUCUGGUGGGAGGUGGUGGAACAAACAAAGGAUGUAGAUACCAUGAACUGGGACGAUUUCAAAAGGGUCUUUAAUGAGAAGUAUUAUAACUCAGCAGUUCUAGCAGCAAAGGUCGAUGAAUUUACUGGGUUAGUCCAAGGGAGUCUUACUGUGACUGAGUAUGCACAAAAAUUUGAUAGAUUGGCGAAAUUUGCUCCAGAUCUGGUACCUACUGAUAGAGUGCGAGCACAUCGAUUUGUGGAAGGCCUGAAACCAAUGGUUGCUCGAGAUGUGGAAAUUGUGUCAAGGGGUCAAUUCAGCUAUGCUCAAGUUGUCGAAAUGGCUCUUACGGCUGAGCGGAGUGAAAACAAAAUUUGGAAGGAAAAUGCUGCCAGGAGAGAAUCUAAGAAAGGUGGAGCCAAUUCUAAUGACCACAAGAAACGGGGACAGGACCAGUCCGGGCAGCCAAGUCAAGACAAGAGGUACAAAAGUGAUAACGACCAACGAUUUAAUGGCAGCAGUGGGCGAAACAUUCCAGAAUGCCCUAAAUGUACCAAACGUCAUCUCGGUGAGUGUCGCGCAAAAGCAUGCUACAAAUGUGGAAAAGAAGGACACAUCAAACGCAAUUGCCCACUGUGGGGACAGACUGGGAAUAGAGCAGAACCCAAGAAAGAUGACAAGUAUGUUCCAGCCAGAGUUUUUGCCAUCACUCAAGCAGAAGCUGAGGCCAGUCCUUCGGUUGUAUCAGGUCAGAUUCCUAUGGCCAACACCACUUGUAAAGUUUUGUUUGAUUCUGGUGCAACUCAUUCCUUUAUUGCUAGCACAAUUGUAAAUCAUAUAAAUGCACCGAGUGAAUUAUUUACUGUGGGGUUUGGGACCAUGUUACCAUCUGGGGAGGUUGUAAUCUCUAGAAGUUGGCUUAGGGGUAUACCUGUCAGGAUAGAUGGUAGAGAAUUAUUUGUAAACCUGAUUGUAUUAGAUUUAUUUGAUUUUGAUGUAAUCUUGGGCAUGGAUUUUCUUACCAAAUAUGGAGCAUCAAUUGACUGCAAGCAAAAGAAAGUUGUUUUCACACCAGAAGAUGGAGAGACUUUCGAGUUCAGGGGGGUAGGAAAGAAACCCCGCACUCCUAUUAUUUCGGCAAUGAAGGCUGGGCAACUAUUGCAGCGUGGGUGCUUAGGGUAUCUAGUUAAUGUGGUUGAUGACACCAAGAAAAUUAAAAGAAAGCCGGAGGAAACACGGGUAGUUGCUGAGUUUCUUGAUGUAUUUCCAGAGGAGUUACCCGGGUUACCACCACACAGAGAAAUCGAAUUUGUGAUAGAAUUAGUGCCCGGAACAGCACCAGUUUCCCGCGCACCAUAUAGGAUGGCACCAUCGGAAUUGAAAGAACUCAAAAUACAGUUGGAAGAAUUGCUUAAGUUAGGGUUUAUCAGACCUAGUUACUCUCCGUGGGGCGCACCAGUUCUAUUUGUUAAAAAGAAAGACGGUACUAUGAGAAUGUGCAUAGAUUACCGAGAACUGAACAAGGUGACUAUAAAGAAUCGGUACCCAUUACCGAGGAUUGACGACUUGUUUGACCAGCUUCAAGGGAAAAAGGUAUUUUCUAAGAUUGAUCUUCGUUCAGGAUACCAUCAGCUAAGAAUCAAAAAUGAAGACAUACCGACGACAGCCUUCAGAACGAGAUACGGGCAUUAUGAGUUCAUGGUGAUGUCAUUUGGACUUACAAAUGCCCCAGCAGCUUUUAUGGACCUCAUGAACCGAGUCUUCAAGGAAUAUCUGGAUCAGUUUGUCAUUGUAUUCAUAGAUGAUAUAUUGAUUUAUUCUAAGACAGAGGAGGAACAUGAGGAGCACUUACGCUUGACCUUGCAGCGACUGAGAGAACAUCAAUUGUAUGCCAAGUACAAAAAAAUGUGAGUUCUGGUUGUCCGAGGUUGCAUUUUUGGGCCACAUUGUCACUAACGGGGGAAUAAAAGUAGAUCCUGCCAAGGUUGCUGCAGUGAAAGAAUGGCCUAGACCAAAGACCGCCUCAGAGGUUCGAAGCUUUUUGGGUUUAGCAGGCUAUUAUAGAAGGUUUGUUGAGGGGUUCUCAAAGAUAGCCACACCCUUAACAGAAUUAACUAGGAAGAAUCUAAAAUUUUCCUGGUCAGACAAGUGUGAGCAAAGCUUCCAAGAGUUGAAGAAUAGACUUAUCUCAGCACCAAUCCUCAGUUUACCAACAGAAGAGGGACAAUUUGCGGUAUAUUGUGAUGCAUCUAAACAAGGGUUGGGUUGUGUUCUAAUGCAAGAAGGGAAGGUAAUUGCUUACGCUUCAAGGCAAUUAAAAGAAUACGAACAGAGAUACCCGACACAUGACCUAGAGUUAGCCGCAGUGGUUUUUGCACUAAAAAUCUGGCGUCAUUAUCUCUAUGGAGUGAAAUGUGAAAUCUACACCGAUCAUAAGAGUUUAAAGUACUUUUUCACCCAGAGAGAGUUAAACAUGAGGCAGAGGAGAUGGUUGGAGCUAGUCAAAGACUACGACUGCGAGAUAAUGUACCAUCCCGGUAAAGCCAAUGUGGUAGCGGAUGCACUCAGCCGUAGAGGUCCCGGACUAGUUUCCACUUUACAAGGAGUAUCAAGGGAAUUAGUGGAAGACAUGGAACGAGCUGGUAUAGAGUUUAUUACAGGGCAACUUGCAAAGGUCACACUUCAAUCCACUUUGUUAGAAAGAAUUAAGGAGGGGCAGACGACAGAUCAAAAGCUCA
Messenger RNA from Cannabis sativa, 3217 nucleotides. RefSeq lists its product as uncharacterized. Gene Ontology annotation, biological process: proteolysis. Bases 54 to 2390 code for a protein of 778 amino acids. Lineage: Eukaryota; Viridiplantae; Streptophyta; Magnoliopsida; Rosales; Cannabaceae. The record is from RefSeq and is a predicted model, not a curated record. Gene Ontology annotation, molecular function: nucleic acid binding; aspartic-type endopeptidase activity; zinc ion binding. The transcript has a single exon.